AUGGACCCGCCCACCGAGUACGCCUCGGCCCAGGGCGUCUUCCUCCCCGCCUCGCUCAGCCCCGUCGCCUUGUACCAGUACCACGCACUCGGCAAGCAGCCAAAGCACCCUUCGGCACUCCCGACCUUGAUCGCCGUCGUCGCAGAGAGUAUCGCAGAAGUCGCCAUCCUCUGCGCCGUCGGCUGGUUCCUCGCCCACAAGGGCAUCGUCGAUGGUAAGGCCAAAAAGAUUCUCAACAAGAUCAACACGUCCAUCUUUACGCCGUGCCUCCUGUUCAACAAGGUCGCCUUCUCGCUCACGCCCGACAAGCUCGCCGACCUCUACAUAAUCCCGAUCGGCUUCUGCAUCGUGUCGGCCUUCUCGGCCGGCGUCGCCUACCUCUUUGCCCGCCUCGUCCGCCUCAACCGAGGGCAGCGCAACUUUGCCAUCGCCUGCGCCACGUUCCAGAACUCGAACUCGCUCCCGAUCGCGCUCCUCCAGUCGCUCAUUGGCGAAAAGUUGCCGCUCCGGUGGGACCACGACGACACGCGCGACGCCAUGCUCGGUCGCGGCCUGUCGUACCUCGUCCUGUUCUCGUCCCUCGGCAUCAUCGUCCGGUGGAGCAUCGGCGUCAAGCUCCUCACGUCGGCGGAGUCGCAGACCGAGACGGGCGAGGUCCCGCCCGAGGACGACGUCGAGCAGCAGCAGACGGCCGACGGGCAGGCGCCGUACGCGGUGCGCGAGGACGAGGCCGACGGCGCGCGCGAGGACGACGCGCUCCUCGUCAACGGCGGCGCCGCCAAGGGCGACAAGCGCCGCUCGAUCCUCAAGAACGGCUCGGCCGGCGCCCGCACGCGCGAGUCGACCGCGGCGUCGUCGAGCGCCGAGACGGCCGUCCACAACGGGCACGGCACGUCGCUCGACCCGACUGCGCCGUCUUUCGAGCCGCACCACCAGGACCAGGGCCAGCUGCAGCCACCGACGCCGACCAAGAAGAAGCAGGCGCGCAUCGUGCACUCGUUCCCGAACACGCCCAUCCCGAGCGUGUCGUCGCGCAGCGAGCUCAACAGCACCUCGUCCGAGUACGACGACGGCGACGAUGACGACGAUGACGACGACGACGAGACGAGCGCCGAGUGGACGUCCGAGGACGGGCACGCCGACGCCGAGUGGGGCGCCCAGCGCGGCUUUGGGCGCCGCUUCCUCGACAGCGGCCGGUUCGCGCGCGUCCGCCGCUUCGGUCGCACGGCGCAGAAGAAGCUGCAGCGGUUCUGGGUCAAGUUCAGCGACUUUAUGACGGUCCCGCUGUGGGCCGCCGUCCUGAGCCUCGUUGUCGCCUGCAUCCCGCCGCUGCAGCACACGCUCAACAAGGUCGAGCCCCUCAAGGCCGCCAUCCGCUCGGCCGGCUCGUGCUCGGUCCCGAUCACGCUCGUCACCCUCGGCGCCUACUUCUACCGCCCCUCGCCCGCCGCCGCCGCCGACUCGUCGCCUCUGCGCCCCGAGGGCCGCGAGCUGCCGCCCUCGGCCCGCGGCAGGUCGCACUCGCGCUCGCCGGCGCGCCGCCCGCCGCCGCGCACCUUUUCGCGCGCCAUGCUCGCGCGCCUCCGCAACCCGUUCGCGCCGAUCCAGCACACGCCCGAGCUCGUGCCGACGGGCUCGGGGCGCGGCGAGACGCGCACCGUCGUCGUGAGCGUCGUGACGCGCAUGGUGAUCGUGCCCCUGUGCCUCAUCCCGCUCUUUGCGUGGUACGCCAAGGCGACGAUCAACGUUGCCGACGACCCGGUCUUUGUCGUCGUCGCGUGCCUCCUCAUCGGCGCGCCAAGUGCCAUAACGCUGGCCCAGCUAACGUCAUCUGCAGGCGCACUCGUCUUCGAGCGCCUUAUUGCGAGGACGCUCCUCGUCUCGUACGGCCUCCUCACAGCCCCGUCGACCGUCCUCCUCGUCCUCGCCGCGAUCUGGAUCAACGGCCUGCAGCAUCCCGAGGGUCCAGCAUGA
Molecule: messenger RNA, 1974 nt
Organism: Rhodotorula graminis WP1
Lineage: Eukaryota; Fungi; Basidiomycota; Microbotryomycetes; Sporidiobolales; Sporidiobolaceae
Exons: 8
Coding region: 1-1974 (657 amino acids)
Biological process (GO): transmembrane transport
Cellular component (GO): membrane; endoplasmic reticulum
Source: RefSeq, a predicted model, not a curated record